Messenger RNA from Lycium barbarum (goji berry), 1002 nucleotides. RefSeq lists its product as uncharacterized. The record is from RefSeq and is a predicted model, not a curated record. Gene Ontology annotation, biological process: mitotic sister chromatid cohesion. NCBI's taxonomy places the organism in Eukaryota, Viridiplantae, Streptophyta, Magnoliopsida, Solanales, Solanaceae. The coding region runs from base 265 to 678 and encodes 137 amino acids. The transcript is spliced from 3 exons. Gene Ontology annotation, cellular component: Ctf18 RFC-like complex.
AAUGACUAUACGUGUCCCAAGAGAGAAAAAAGAAGCAAAAAGGACGAAAGAAUUAUAUUUUGACCAUAAUUAUUUUUCUUUCGGCAACGACAUCGUUCUGUAUGCACAAGCUUUGCCGCCAAAACCAAUCUUUCCAGCGCCCACCUGAAAACUGAAAAGCAGAAAAAACCCUUUCACCCAAAUCUUAAGGUUACUGUACGGUGAUCUCAAAGAGAGACCAAGAAUCUCUGGCAUAUAGUUGGUUGAUCGGAGAGUGAAAUAUAAAUGCAGAUACAGGUAAAGUGCAGUUGCGGAGAGGGGAAAUGCCCAGAAUGGGCUGUUCUAGAGCUUCAAGGUGUUGUUGAAGCUCAACCCUCCUUCAAAGAUAAACUCCAAAAUCUCCAAAUUGGCACUCUUUGUCGCCCCACUUCCCAGGAAACUUAUACAUUUACGGUUGGAUAUCAUGAGUUGACUGGAACCAAGGUGCCCCUGAAAAAGCCCAUGUUAGUAUUGAAGAAAAUCAAACUUGCCACUGAAGAAGAAAAGGGUGACAUCAAUUCAUCAAGGGUGGAAUUGAACGUUAUUGGAGUAAUUCGUCAACGGAUUCUUUUUAAAACCAGACCCAAGGCGCUCAUAUCAAAGCCUCAACCUACUGGGAAGGAAAAAGUCAGCGCAGCAGUGUCCUCUAUGUCCAAUUGAAUCGUAUCGUGCAUGUAAUUUUGUCAAGCUCCAAGGUAGAGGCGUUGAUUGUUCUGUUCUUCUAGGUGAAGGGUCGAAUGCUAGUGUUGCAAAAUAACUCCAUUGUAUAUCACCCUAUAAUUUCCUUGAUCGGCUGAAAUACUAUGUGACCUGGAACUUUUACAGUGCAAGUAAUUUGAUAUAAAGACUAGUGUCAUCCUUAGAUUAUAAUAUUCUGUUUAAGAUGACAUCAGGGGUCGCGGACUUGCGGCUCUUAGUAUUUAUUGUAGCUAAGCAAAAGUUCUCUCUUAAGGCCAAAAGUUCUGUGGAUGGUAUAUUUUGAAA